ACUCCGCGCCGGCCACACAGCCUGAUGAUUACCACAACUACCCUCCGCUGGACUCGCCUGUGCCACCGCCACGGCUCCACCAGUCCAGUGCCACUGUGCCAGUCCACCACCGCGCUGCCACUGCUCUCCCUCUCUCUCGUCCGCCGUGGAUGCUGCUGCUAGUGCUCGUGAAAACCAGAGCAGCGCCUGCCGGCCCCAAUUUCCCAGGAUCCUCCCGCCCGCGGGCACCGCGAGUUGCCGUCUCUGAUCUGGAACAAGAUGAAGCUAGUUUUCUGGCAUUGGUUUUGGCUAUCCUUCAUGUUAUUACUUUGGUCAUCACAGGGUUUGAGUUCAGAUGGCCUAGCUCUUCUUGCUCUGUCCAAAAGCCUCAUACUGCCAAGUUCCCUAAGGUCCAACUGGACUGCUUCUGAUGCAACUCCUUGUGCAUGGAACGGUGUUGGCUGCAAUGGAAGAAAUAGAGUGAUUUAUCUCGACCUAUCAUCCUCAGGGAUUUCAGGUUCAAUCGGACCUGAAAUAGGGCAUCUGAAAUACCUGCAGAAUCUCAGUUUAAGUGCUAACAACAUAUCUGGUUCGAUCCCUCCAGAAUUGGGCAACCUCAAGAAAUUGUCAUUACUAUCACUGUACCAAAACUCUUUGAGUGGAACAAUACCAUACGAGUUGUUCAGGAACCAGUUACUGGAGAAAGUGUAUCUCAAUUCCAAUCAGCUCACUGGUCUGAUACCCUUCUCGGUUGGUGAAAUGAUAAACCUUAAGUCAUUAUGGUUGAAUGAAAAUAUGUUAUCUGGAGUUUUGCCCCGUUCAAUCGGUAACUGCACCAAGUUGGAGGAGCUCUAUCUCCAUGAUAAUCAACUCAGUGGCAGUCUUCCAGAAGCCUUGAGUGAGAUUAAAGGCCUCAGGAUUUUGGAUGCCACUAACAAUCGCUUCACAGGCAAGAUCUUGUUCAGUUUUGAGAACUGCAAACUAGAAAUAUUCAAUUUGUCAUUCAAUAAUAUAAAGGGCGAAAUUCCAGCUUGGCUAGGGAAUUGCAUGAGCUUGCAGCAACUUGUAUUUGUCAGUAAUAAAAAAAAAAGUUUGUCUGGUACAAUUCCAACUUCUCUAGGCUUAUUGAGAAACCUCACACAUCUUUUUCUUUCUCAGAAUUCCCUGUCUGGGCCAAUCCCACCUGAGAUCGGUAACUGUCGGUUGCUGCAGUCGCUAGAGUUAGAAGAUAACCUGCUGGAUGGCACUGUUCCUGAAGAGAUCGCAAAUUUACUGAACCUGUCAAGGCUAGUUCUGUUUGAGAAUCAUCUAACGGGAGACUUCCCUGAGAAUAUUUGGAGUAUCCGAACCCUCGAGAGUGUCCUUAUUUAUAGCAACAAAUUCACAGGGAAGCUUCCUUCAGUGUUAGCUGAGCUGAAGUCCCUAAAGAACAUCAAACUGUUUGAUAAUUUCUUUUCUGGAGUUAUACCACAGGAGCUGGGUGUUAAUAGCCCCUUGGUCCAGAUAGAUUUCACAGAUAACAGAUUUGUUGGUGGUAUCCCACCAAACAUUUGUUCAGGAAAAGCAUUGACAAUUUUGGACUUGGGGUUUAAUCAUCUCAACGGUAGCAUCCCAUCCAAUGUUGUGGACUGCCCAAGUCUGGAGCGAAUCGUUGUCAAAAACAAUAACCUUGAUGGGUCUAUUCCGCAAUUUAUAAACUGUGCAAAUCUACGUUCUAUGGAUCUGAGCCACAAUUCCUUGAGUGGUAACAUUCCAUCAAACUUCAGCAGAUGUGCAAACAUUACUGAUAUAAACUGGUUAGAGAACAAGCUUUUUGGGGCAAUACCACCUCAAAUUGGAAACUUAGUGAAUCUGGAAAUACUUGACCUCUCACACAACAUAUUACAUGGUUCAAUCCCUGUGCAAAUUUCCAGUUGCUCCAAGUUGUACUCACUUGAUUUGAGUUUUAACUCUUUGAAUGGUUCGGCCCUCGGCACAGUAAGCAACCUGCAGUUUCUGAAAGAACUACGAUUGCAAGAGAAUAGAUUCAGCGGAGGCUUGCCUGAUUCUCUCUCACAAUUGCAAAUGCUUACUGAGCUACAGCUUGGUGGAAAUAUUCUUGGGGGUAGUAUCCCUUCAUCAUUAGGACAACUGGUGAAUCUGAGUAGAACCUUCAACCUUAGUAGCAAUGGUCUAGUGGGUGAUAUUCCAUCACAGCUGGGUAAUGUGGUGGACUUGCGAAGCUUAGAUUUGUCAUUUAAUAAAGGAGGCCUUGCUACAUUGAGAAGUCUAGGCUUUUUUCAGGCCUUGACUGUUUCUUACAACCAAUUUAGUGGACCAGUCCCAGAUAAUCUUCUGAAGUUUCUGAGUUCCACACCAAGUUCUUUUAAUGGAAACCCAGGCCUCUGUAUCUCUUGCAACACUAGUUAUUUUUCUUGCAUGGGAGCUAAUGUUUUGAAACCUUGUGUUGGGUCAAAGAAGAGAGGAGUGCAUGGCCGAUUCAAAAUUGUUCUCAUAGCUCUUGGUUCAUUAUUUGUGGGAGCAGUUCUAGUACUUAUACUCUGUUGCAUCCUUCUGAAAUCUCGAGACCGGAAGAACAGUGAGGAAGCUGUCAGUAGCAUGUUUCAACAUUCCUCAUUUAAAUUAAAUGAGGUUAUAGAGGCUACUGAAAAUUUUGAUGACAAGUAUAUCAUCGGUACAGGUGCUCACGGAACUGUUUACAAGGCAACACUGAGGUCAGGAGAUGUUUAUGCUAUAAAGAAACUUGUGAUUUCUGCACACAAAGGUUCAUACAAAAGCAUGGUUAGAGAACUGAAGUCACUAGGUAACAUUAAGCACAGAAACUUGAUAAAGCUGAAAGAAUUUUGGUUCAGAAGUGAUAAUGGAUUCAUACUGUAUGAUUUUAUGGAAAAAGGUAGCCUUCAUGAUGUUCUGCAUGUAAUUCAGCCAGCACUAGCUUUGAAUUGGUGUGUGAGGUAUGACAUAGCUCUCGGUACUGCCCAUGGGUUAGCAUAUCUUCAUGAUGACUGCCGCCCUGCUAUCAUUCACCGUGAUAUCAAGCCAAGAAAUAUACUGCUGGACAAGGACAUGGUGCCACAUAUUUCAGAUUUUGGCAUUGCAAAGCUCAUGGACCAGCCUUCAGCUGCUUCACAGACCACUGGAAUCGUUGGCACCAUUGGAUAUAUGGCCCCAGAAUUGGCGUUUUCCACAAAGAGCAGUAUGGAGUCUGACGUGUACAGCUACGGCGUGGUGCUACUGGAGCUGCUCACCAGGAGGACGGCUGUGGAUCCCUCGUUCCCGGACAACACGGACAUAGUCGGCUGGGUGUUGUCCGCGCUGAACGGCACCGACAAAAUCGAAGCCGUCUACGACCCGGCCCUCAUGGAGGAAGUCUUCGGCACGGUGGAGAUGGAGGAGGUGCGGAAGGUCCUGUCGGUGGCGCUCCGGUGCGCGGCCAGGGAGGCGAGCCAAAGGCCCUCCAUGGCCGCCGUCGUCAAGGAACUGACGGACGCGCGGCCUGCCGCUGCCAGCGGCGGCGGCCGGUCGUUGUCCAAGUCGAAUCAGGGGAGACCGGGAUCGCAAUCCUACAGCAGCGCAUACUAACGGUGACAAUAGGAUUUGAUUCUGCCGAGCUGCUCGGAGGCCCCCCCGACUUGCUGAAUCUGUACCCUUCUAGGUAUCCUCGCUUGGUAUACAUCCAUGAUUGGUUAGAUCACAACGCUCAGUUUUAGUUUUUUUUUACAGCAAAACAUUUGUACGAUUAGUUGUAAUUGAAAUGAAAUAGAUGAGGAGAGAUGUUCGGCUCGUGUGUUAAGGGUGUGUUUGAGGAGAGAUGCUUUGGCUUGUGUGUUGGGUCUGUUUGGAUGCAAGGAUGAGAGGAUCGGGUUGGAAUGACUCUAUGACCUACAGUGUUUGGUUACGAAGGGCGCUAUG
Messenger RNA from Sorghum bicolor (sorghum), 3891 nucleotides. Its product is annotated as receptor-like protein kinase. The record is from RefSeq and is a predicted model, not a curated record. Gene Ontology annotation, molecular function: protein kinase activity; ATP binding; protein binding. Gene Ontology annotation, cellular component: plasma membrane. Gene Ontology annotation, biological process: protein phosphorylation; hormone-mediated signaling pathway. NCBI's taxonomy places the organism in Eukaryota, Viridiplantae, Streptophyta, Magnoliopsida, Poales, Poaceae.